AGGACUCAGAGGAGGCGGCGGGGCUCACUGUUGCUUGGUGACCUCCGUGCGCUGGACAGACUGGCACAGGCCGAGGCGGAAGGAGCUCCGACGGCGGGCGCGAUGGAGACGGACAGCAUCUGGAGCUGGAGCCGCACAUCUGGCCGUGGAGCCCGCCCGCGCGGCCUCGCCCCCUCCUCCCCGCGCCCCAGUCACUUCCUGUCCGGGAGCGGUAGUCAGUGUCGCUUUAACCCCCUGUGGGACCGCGCGGGGAUUCGGAGGAGGCGGGGCUCAGGCUGCCCCGUGGGCUCAGGCCCAGAGCCCAGAGCAACCAGCACAAUAGCGUCCAACAGCUGGAGCGCCACUGGCAGCCCCGGGGAGGCCCGGGAGGAUGGGCCCGAGGGCCUGGACAAGGGGCUGGACAACGACGCGGAGGGCGUGUGGAGCCCGGACAUCGAGCAGAGCUUCCAGGAGGCCCUGGCCAUCUACCCGCCCUGUGGCCGGCGCAAGAUCAUCCUGUCGGACGAGGGCAAGAUGUACGGUCGGAAUGAGCUCAUUGCCCGCUAUAUCAAACUGAGGACUGGGAAGACUCGGACAAGGAAACAGGUGUCCAGCCACAUACAGGUUCUAGCUCGGAAGAAGGUGCGCGAGUACCAGGUUGGCAUCAAGGUCUCUAGCCACUUGCAGGUUCUAGCCAGGCGGAAAUCUCGGGAGAUUCAGUCCAAGCUGAAGGCCAUGAACCUGGACCAGGUCUCCAAGGACAAGGCCCUCCAGAGCAUGGCGUCCAUGUCCUCAGCCCAGAUUGUGUCCGCCAGUGUCCUGCAGAACAAGUUCAGCCCGCCUUCACCGCUGCCGCAGGCCGUCUUCUCUGCAUCCUCCAGGUUUUGGAGCAGCGCCCCGCUCCUGGGACAGCAGCCUGGACCCUCUCAAGACAUCAAGCCCUUCGCACAGCCAGCCUACCCCGUCCAGCCGCCCCUGCCGCCGACACUCAACAGUUAUGAGCCCCUGGCCCCGCUCCCCCCAGCCACUGCCUCCGUGCCGGCGUGGCAGGACCGAACCAUCGCCUCCUCCCGCCUGCGGCUCCUUGAGUACUCAGCCUUCAUGGAGGUGCAGCGAGACCCUGACACGUACAGCAAACACCUGUUCGUGCACAUUGGCCAGACCAACCCCGCCUUCUCCGACCCACCGCUGGAGGCAGUAGAUGUGCGCCAGAUCUAUGACAAGUUUCCCGAGAAGAAGGGUGGGCUGAAGGAGCUCUACGAGAAGGGGCCCCCCAAUGCCUUCUUCCUCGUCAAGUUCUGGGCCGACCUCAACAGCACUAUCCAGGAGGGGCCUGGCGCCUUCUAUGGGGUCAGCUCCCAGUACAGCUCUGCCGACAGCAUGACCAUCAGCGUCUCCACCAAGGUGUGCUCCUUUGGCAAGCAGGUGGUGGAGAAGGUGGAGACAGAGUACGCCCGACUGGAGAAUGGCCGCUUCGUGUACCGCAUCCACCGCUCACCCAUGUGUGAGUACAUGAUCAACUUCAUCCACAAGCUCAAGCACCUGCCUGAGAAGUACAUGAUGAACAGUGUGCUGGAGAACUUCACCAUACUGCAGGUGGUCACAAACCGGGACUCCCAGGAGACCCUGCUGGUCAUUGCCUUUGUCUUCGAAGUCUCCACCAGUGAGCACGGUGCCCAGCACCAUGUCUACAAGCUCGUUAAAGACUAGGGGGCCUGCAGCGCACCCCAAGGACCCAGGACGAGCACCUACCAUGCACUUGCCCGGCACCACCAGGGGCCCGGGGUGAGGACCCGCCGCCCCACCCCUGCCGCUGUUCUGCGCUUUGGCUGUGGGGGCAGAGGAGUUCGAUGGCAGGCACUACCUGGCUACCACCCAACUCUGUGUGGUGCCCUCAGAGGCAGGGAUGGCAGACACCUUCAGGCACUAGUGCUGGCCCCAGACCACAGGGAGUGUGGUGGCAGGGGAGGCAGAGAGGAGGCCGAGGCCGGCAGCUUGCAGGGGACCAGGAGGGUGGAGAUAAGGCAGGCUCAUCUGGGGCCCAGGUCCCACUACCUCCAGGGCAGGGGAGACUUGCAGGGGCCAUACCAGGGCAGAGAGGGGGAGCAUAGUGGCUUCCAUUGCCCACUGUGGCGGGGCCCCAGUGCCCACCAGAGCUGGCCCCUACAAAAGGGCGCAGGUGGAGCAGAGCCCGGGCUUGUCCCACCUCCAGCCUGGCUGGGCCUCAGGCCCCCACACUAGUACUGGGCUGAAGGCAAUACCAGGCCUAGGCUGGCCAGUCCCAGCCACUUCCAGGCACUGGGUCCACAUAAGUACUGUGCCCUCCCCCACACCUGCCCACUUCCUGCACCAGCUGCCUGUGGCUUGGGCCACACCUCACCUAGGUUUUAUAAUGUGUUAUAUAUAUAUAUAUAUAUUUUUGUGUACUUUCUAAAUCCGCUGUGAUGGGUUAGACUAUAAAUGUGGCUUGGGGCAGGGCCUAAGACCUGCCCCCUGCUCAAGUAAGAAAUUAAAAUUAUU
Messenger RNA from Octodon degus (degu), 2499 nucleotides. It is a transcript of the gene Tead3, whose product is annotated as TEA domain transcription factor 3. The record is from RefSeq and is a predicted model, not a curated record. Gene Ontology annotation, molecular function: RNA polymerase II cis-regulatory region sequence-specific DNA binding; DNA-binding transcription factor activity, RNA polymerase II-specific. Lineage: Eukaryota; Metazoa; Chordata; Mammalia; Rodentia; Octodontidae. Gene Ontology annotation, cellular component: transcription regulator complex. Gene Ontology annotation, biological process: hippo signaling; positive regulation of transcription by RNA polymerase II; embryonic organ development. The coding region runs from base 103 to 1689 and encodes 528 amino acids. The transcript has 14 exons.